UGUGAGGGUUUUGAUCAUCCACACAUCUUAAUUAUAUUAGUACCAAAAAAACAAAACAAAAGAUCGAACUUUUGAGCUAAUGACUAUGGCGAAAAUACAUCCGAAUCCUUUAAAGAAAUGCAGCAGCAGUAGUAACACUAGUAGUACUUUCUCGGAAAAAGAAGUAUACACUUUGUGGAUGAAAUCUCUAGUCUUCCAUGGAAAUGGUUGCACUGUCUUUAAUUCAAGAGGCGCCGUGGUUUUCCGAGUGGAUAAUUACCAGAAAAGAUGCAGCAGAAGAGUCAUUCUCAUGGAUUCCAAUGGAAAAAUUCUCUUCUCUAUAAAUAGAAAGAAAAUGAGGAUUUGUGGGUGCUGGGAAGGCUUCGAAUGGGCUGAAAACUCAUCGGCCAAGAAGGCGUGCUUUCGAGUGUCAAGAAAUUGCAACACAUUCUUGAGCAGAGGCAUUUCUUUGAGAGUUGAUUUCGCGAAACACGGCGAAGAUGGAAUUAGGUACAAGAGAUGUUACAGAAUUGUAGGAUUGGAAGGGAAGUCUGCACUGAAGAUUAUGGAUUUCGAAGAUCAUCUUGUAGCAGAGGCAGUGCAGAAGCAGUCAGCAGAGGGGGUUUCUUUGGGAGAAGAUGUGCUGACAUUAAUGGUGGAACCACAGGCUGAUCAGUCACUGGUUAUGGCGCUUGUUACAGUCUAUGGCCUCAUCAACAAGAAGAUUUAAUUCCAGAUUCAUGUCUUCCUUCUGUGUAUAUAUAUGUAUGUAUUAUAUCCUCGUUUUUGUUUUUAUUUUUUAUUUUUUUGACUGAAAAGUAUGACAGUUUUGUGCUCUAUAUGAGCCCUAAUUAUGUUAUAGGAAAAUUUUGUGAUGCUAUGUUGAUUUGAAUCCUUAAUUU
Andrographis paniculata is the source of this 881-nucleotide messenger RNA. Its product is annotated as protein LURP-one-related 11-like. The record is from RefSeq and is a predicted model, not a curated record. The transcript is spliced from 3 exons. The coding region runs from base 80 to 709 and encodes 209 amino acids. NCBI's taxonomy places the organism in Eukaryota, Viridiplantae, Streptophyta, Magnoliopsida, Lamiales, Acanthaceae.